This is a messenger RNA of Candida dubliniensis CD36, 2013 nucleotides long. RefSeq lists its product as uncharacterized. The transcript has a single exon. The coding region runs from base 1 to 2013 and encodes 670 amino acids. Lineage: Eukaryota; Fungi; Ascomycota; Pichiomycetes; Serinales; Debaryomycetaceae. The record is from RefSeq and is a predicted model, not a curated record.
AUGGUGACGCUGGUUAACAAGAAUUGGAAGUCACUUUAUUCCUACAAAACUGGCAAAAUAUAUUUACAUUUAAAAAACAAUGAGUUGGUAUCUUUAGACUUUUCAGUUACCAAUAAGAAUAUUACAAAUUAUUCCAAUAAUCAACAAAUAAAUGCACUCACUGCUCCUCCACCUAAUUCGACUUUAUUUUUAAUGGAAGAUGAGUUGUACGCUUUGAUUGCCGUUUCUUCAGGUAACAAAGACUUGUGUGGGAAUGGGCAACUUUCAAUUAUAAAGUAUAAGGAUGACAAUACCUGGGCAUCAGAGUCAGAUAUUAAAUUAAACUUUGAUGACAUCAUAGAUGCAUCUUUCUAUCAGUAUCAAACAGUGUUGACUAGUUCCAACAGUAAUCAUACUAUCUACAUCUAUGGUGGUGAAUGCAGUGAAUCUAAAUACAUUUCAAAUCGGUUAUUAUCAUUAAAUAUUAAUACGGGGAAAGUCAGUAACAUAUCCACUUCCACCAAACCACAACCAUUCUACGGUGCUAGUAACAUAUUGGCACCCAAUCCUCAGGAACAACUAAUAAUAGGAGGGAAGCUGAAUCAAGGGUGGUUAAACAUGUAUCAAUUGGCUACAUGGAACUUCAAUUCUGGUUGGUCAUUUCAAGAAGUUGAGCGUAAUUCUGGAAAUUCUGGAUCGUCAGUGGUAAACUCGAGAACUUUCCCACUUUUGUUGCCAGUCUUUGACCCGGUGUUAAAUGAGUCAUUGAUUGAUGAUACGCUCACCAUUAAACAGGUAUUGAUGAUUGGAGGUGAAAUGGAUAAUAAACAAGCUGAACCUACUUUUGCCAAGUUGUCAAUGACUACAAAUGCUUGGAUAUGGAAUACUACAGACACUAAAUACAAUUUACCAGAAGAUGAAAUUUUGGGAGCAGCAACCAUUUUCAAUACAUUAUUGGUGAUAAACUCAACUGAUUCCAACAACAAAAGAGAUAACAGCUACCACAUAAACUUAUAUGAUGCUGAUAGUUUUAAGCCAGUGGAAACAUUGAAAGAAAACACCGCCAAUAUCCUAAAGGGGCCAAACUCCAGAUCGUCACACCAGAACACUACUGUAAAAAUUGUUCUUGGAACGGUUUUACCCAUUCUAUCAUUGGCAAUAAUAGCAGGUCUUUUCAUUCUUUUCUUUCUCAGAAGAAAUAAUAAACGCAAGUUGGAAUUGCAGCAACAACAAUAUAAUGAAAUUGAUUAUAAAUAUGGAUACUUGAAUCCUCCACCGUCAACAUUAAAACCAUUUUAUCACCAUGACAAUGAUUCAAAUUCUACUUUGAGUGGUGCAUCAAUAGAUUCAUGGAUGAAAAAAAGGCAAGAUUAUGACAAACGGCGUUUACGGAACAGUUAUCUUGCAUCCAAUGAUACUUUGAAUAUGGUGGAUGAUGAAGAUUCUAACAGUAAUAGUAGCAGUCAUUAUGAUGAUUAUAGCAGAAUUCAUGGUGAGAAUAGGGAAGAAGAAAAAGACUUGGGUGAAGGGAAAAAUCCUCAUUUGGUUUUAUCUAAACCUAGUAGACCUAGACUUCACCCGAAAAAGGCGUUUUCUUUUACCAAAAGUCCUCCACAAACCCCAGUUGGGAAAAUAAAAAGACUACAGUCUACGCGAUUGACUAGCUCAGAGCAUUUAAUUCCUGGUAACCACAAAAAUGAGUUAGAGUCUGAUGUUGAGGGAAAUUAUGAACACAACGGCAUUGUUGAUUCGGAAGCAACAUCUUUGGAUGAUAGAAUGGAUGUUCAAGUGUUGGUAAGCAGUAAGCGAAGAUCAAUAUUGAGAGUAGUGAACCCAGAUGCACAGUCGGUGCAUGAUAAUUGUUUAGAUCGGUCUGACGUAAUCAGAGAAGACUGUGAUAGUGAUGAAGCGUUCAGUCAAGUGCUCGACAGCCAUUUUGAAAGAAUAAUGAAUGAAUCUGAUACUGAAGAAAAUGAAUGCAGUAACAAAUUACUAAGGCAAAGAGUAAUAUCUGGUCAAAGCGAACACAACUAG